Amaranthus tricolor (Joseph's coat) is the source of this 1554-nucleotide messenger RNA. RefSeq names its product 1-aminocyclopropane-1-carboxylate synthase 7. Gene Ontology annotation, biological process: amino acid metabolic process; biosynthetic process. The transcript has 3 exons. Bases 89 to 1435 code for a protein of 448 amino acids. NCBI's taxonomy places the organism in Eukaryota, Viridiplantae, Streptophyta, Magnoliopsida, Caryophyllales, Amaranthaceae. The record is from RefSeq and is a predicted model, not a curated record. Gene Ontology annotation, molecular function: transaminase activity; pyridoxal phosphate binding.
CACUAGCUAGUUUUCUCUCUUAAGAUUAAACAAGCUUGUUGUGGGACAAAGUUCCCUUUUUUCUUGGCAAAUACCCAAAAACUAAGGCAUGGCUAUUGAGAUUGAAAAGCCUUCUAGUGUUGAACUAUCAAGAGUUGCUGUUUCUGACACUCAUGGUGAAGAAUCUCCUUACUUUGCUGGUUGGAAAGCUUAUGAUGAAGAUCCUUAUGAUGAAGUUACCAAUCCAUCUGGUGUUAUACAAAUGGGACUUGCUGAGAAUCAAGUUUCUUUUGACAUGCUUGAAGAAUACUUGGAAAAGAACUCAGAAGAAAGUAACUGGGGUAAAACAAAAAGUGCUGGGUUUAGAGAAAAUGCUUUGUUUCAAGACUACCAUGGACUUCCUUCAUUCAGGAAGGCAAUGGCUAGUUUCAUGGAACAAAUUCGAGGUGGUAGAGCUAAAUUUGAUUACAAUAGAAUUGUCCUCACUGCUGGAGCUACUGCAGCUAAUGAACUCUUAACCUUCAUCCUAGCCGACCCUGGUGAUGCUUUGUUGGUCCCAACUCCUUAUUACCCAGGAUUUGACAGAGACCUAAGAUGGAGGACUGGUGUGAACAUUGUACCAAUACAUUGUGACAGUUCAAACAACUUCCAAGUAACCCCAGAAGCAUUAGAAGCAGCAUACACCAAAGCACAAACCAUGAACAUGAAAGUAAGAGCAAUAUUAAUCACAAACCCAUCAAACCCAUUAGGAGCCACAAUAAACCCAAAAGUCUUAUCCCAAAUCCUAGACUUUGCAUCAUCAAAAAACAUCCAUUUAGUCUCAGAUGAAAUCUACUCAGGCUCAUCCUUCUACCCAGAAGACUUCACAAGCAUAGCAGAAAUCCUAGAAUCUAGAAACUUCCAAGAUGCAGAAAGAGUCCACAUAGUUUACAGCCUCUCCAAAGAUCUUGGACUCCCAGGUUUCAGGAUAGGCACAAUAUACUCAUAUAAUGAUCAAGUAGUAAAAACUGCAAGAAGAAUGUCAAGUUUCACCCUUGUUUCAUCUCAAACACAAAAACUAUUAUCUUCCAUGUUAUCUGAUCAAAAAUUCACAUCUAAUUACAUUAAAACUAACAGAGAAAGAUUAAGAAGGCGAUACGAUAUGAUCAUAAAUGGGUUAAAAAAAGCAGGGAUUGAAUGUUUAAAGGGAAAUGCAGGAUUAUUUUGUUGGAUGAAUUUAAGCCCUUUUCUUGAAAACCCAUGUCGGGAAAGUGAAUUGGAUCUUUGGAAUUCAAUUGUUGAGGAAGUUAAGAUCAAUAUUUCACCUGGAUUAUCUUGUCAUUGUUCGGAAUUUGGUUGGUUUAGGGUUUGUUUUGCUAAUAUGAGUGAACAUACAUUACAAGUUGCAUUGAAUAGGUUACAUAAUUUCAUGCAAAGAAGAUUUUACAAGGAAAUAGAUUAUUCUAAUUAUGAAUAAAUCUAGUUAUCCUUUUUUUAAAUCUUUUAUUUAUUUAUUUUUUUGACAUAUAGGUAUUAUUGUUUUGGUGUAAUUAACACCUUUAUUAAUAAGUUGGGAUUGUCUAGAAUCAAAUGUAA